Sphaeroforma arctica JP610 is the source of this 648-nucleotide messenger RNA. RefSeq lists its product as hypothetical. NCBI's taxonomy places the organism in Eukaryota, Ichthyosporea, Ichthyophonida. The annotation marks the transcript as partial. The transcript has a single exon. The record is from RefSeq and is a predicted model, not a curated record.
AUGAGCACAACCGAGAUGGAUAUGUAUGCAGGUGGAGCUGCUAUUGCUGUUGUCUACCUACCCGAGGGCAGUGAGAUCAACAUUGCUGGUUCUUUCAAGGACAACAGUGCGUUCUACCCCGAAGCAUCAUUGCACAGUGGAGGUGGUGCGAUCUACAUGGACUACAUGGAGGGAGAUGUAACGUUCACAGCUGCCUUCGAGAACAACUCAGCCAAUCAGGGUGGAGCCGUUAAUGUGCAGGGAGUGCUUGGUAAUAUGAUUGUGGAUGGUUACUACUAUGAGAAUCACGCCAUCGAUGAUGGAUACGGUUCACGAGCUGGUGCAUUCCGUGUGCUCGAGAUAGAGUCCUCAGGCACUGUUAUCUUCAACGGCUCUUUCGUUGGCAAUACUGCUCAAGGACGUGGAGGUGCCAUCGCCACCAACAUACACAGGUCAGGUAGCAAGAUGUACUUGGAUGGUAUCUUCCAGAACAACGUAGCAUCGACUGUCGGUGGAGUGUGGAGUAUGUGGUCUAGCACCCAAUUGAAUGGUAUGGUCCAACUCGACGGCGACAGUAUCUUCGAAGGUAAUUUGGCCGUGUAUGAUGAUUCCGAUUCUGGUAUCUACGAUAUCUCUCAAGGGGGUGAGACAGAUAAGUUGGCUGAAGAC